This is a messenger RNA of Esox lucius (northern pike), 2640 nucleotides long. It is a transcript of the gene plekha3, whose product is annotated as pleckstrin homology domain containing, family A (phosphoinositide binding specific) member 3. The record is from RefSeq and is a predicted model, not a curated record. Lineage: Eukaryota; Metazoa; Chordata; Actinopteri; Esociformes; Esocidae. Bases 280 to 1185 code for a protein of 301 amino acids. Gene Ontology annotation, cellular component: recycling endosome; early endosome; trans-Golgi network. The transcript has 8 exons. Gene Ontology annotation, biological process: endosome organization; retrograde transport, endosome to Golgi; receptor recycling.
UCUUGUUGACGGAAGUAAAUAAUGUAGCUACAGUAGGAAGCGAACGACUUGCAUUCGCAUAUUCAAAUCUAAUUCAAUAACAAGAUAGAAAGAUUAGAUAAAUGUAGGUGUAUGUUGUCUGACACGGAAUGGCAUUAUAUACUGUAGGACUAACAUACAUUUUUUGUUUGGUUUUAUCUAGCUAGCAUCAUGAAGUUGGCAAGCUAAAUGGCUUGCUAGCAGCUUUGGUAAGUUGUAAGUAGGUCGUGUAGUAACGUAAUUUCUGCAAGCACAAUAGCUAUGGAAGGAGUUCUCUACAAGUGGACAAACUACAUGACAGGGUGGCAGCCGCGCUGGUUUGUUUUAGAUGAUGGAAUCCUUUCUUACUAUGACUCUCAAGAUGAUGUAUGCAAAGGGAGCAAAGGAAGUAUUAAGAUGUCCGUCUGUGAAAUCAAAGUUCAUCCGACAGACAAUACGAGACUGGAACUGAUCAUACCAGGAGAGCAGCAUUUUUACGUCAAAGCCGUCAAUGCUGCCGAACGACAGAUGUGGCUUGUGGCUCUUGGAAGUUCCAAAGCUGGCCUUGCAGACACAAGGGCCAAGAAAGAAAAAGAAAUAACAGAGACGACAGAAUCUUUGAAAACUAAGAUGUCGGAACUGCGCCUCUACUGUGAUUUGCUAAUGCAGCAAGUCCACACGAUACAGGAGUCUGUGGACCAUGAGGACCAGGAUGGAGAUUCCAAUUCAGAGAGUCUGAAUGAGGCCUCCUCUUUGCUGAGUGCCACAUGUAACACCUUCAUCAAAACACUGGAAGAAUGUAUGAAGAUCGCAAACUCGAAGUUCAAGACGGACCCAGUGUUGGUGAACCCACCGGACGACAUGAUGACGUCCCCGGUUUCUCCGUCUCCAGUACAGAUGGCCCGGAUGAAGCGGUCCAUUAGUCACCCGGGCAGCUACAAUUUUGACAGGUCUGGCCUCCUGCCAAAGGAUUGUAUGUCAUCAGGUCAGAGAUCCAUCCAGAGGCGAACACGAACUUGUUCGGACACAGAGGCUCACAGUGACGGCUUUGUUAAUGAGAUGGAUCGCCCUGCAGUGCCGUGUCUCCAUGCCAGUGUGAACGGGGAUUCCUCACGCAGUAUCCCAGAGGAGACUGGCCCCGCCAGUCCUAGAAUCACGUCAGACAUGGAGACCGACCUGUCCAUCUAAGUGGUCUUGUCAUUCACCAACUACAUUGCAUUGGCAUCAGAUUAAGAAGGACUGGGCACUGUUUUACAAACCUUCACAGGAAUAUAUCUGAAUGGUUCGUUAGAAAAGUCUUACGAAUAUUGGCACCCAAUGAACUAUCUGAUAGACAGUUUUUUUCUUUGAUUGUUUGAUAUUUUCUUUAGAAGUGUUUUGUAAAUUCAGGCCCUGGAGUAGUCUAGUGUCAAGUAAUUGGCCUGCCAGAUCCAUAAGCCAUUGGAGGCCUGUAGGGAUAGUACUAUUUUUAUGAAGAAUUAAUAUUAGCUUGGCUAAAGUGUGAACAGUGGCGAAUGCUGCGGAGCUGUAUGUAAUCAUAAUACUUACGUUACUCCAUUAAAGUUACACUGAUAUGAAGCAACUGUAAUGUAAUGUUACCAGUGUCUUGUUCAUUAGGUAAAAUAUUUUAUAAUCUUCCAUUUUGGUCCCUAAUGAACAAAUCCCAGGUUUCAUUACUGACACAGCAAUGCAGUUAACUGCUUGGCAUUGCGUUUAUGGUAUUUUCAAAAGUAUUAUAUUAUUUCCUGUGAAAUAAUUUCUUUGCACUUUAAGAGUUGUGGAUAAAAACAAAGUCAUUUUUGAAUGUUUUUACUGUUCAAGAAACUUUUAAGUUCUUAAUUUUGCAUAUACAUUUGGUUUCUUUGAGAUACAAUGUUAAUGCUCAUUCACUGUAAAAAUUGUGUUAUGUGACACAGUGGGACACAUUUACCAAAACCCUUAAAUGUGAGGGUUGCUAACUGCACCAAGGACCAAUUAAAAUGUAUGUAAUGAUGAUGGGCAAGUUUGUUUUGCAUCGCUUGUUACCUGAGUUACUUUGUUUUAGACCAUUGGGCCUAAAGUGAAAUCUCCCACCCAAGUUGCAGGGCGAUUUAAAACAUACCUGUUCACUGUCUUAAACUUGGCCAACCCCCAGUGUUCACUGUAUUUGUGAAAUUUUUGUCAUUUGUUCAUGUUAUCAUGUUUGUCACUGACAAUGUCCACCAAAAAAUUGUCUAUGCCUUAACAGAGAUUUGCAAGAAGUUCUGUAACUGUGUCAUAUGAUGUUAAUGUUUGAAAUGUAAAGAUCAUGUCUUAAAACUUUUAAUUAGUGCAGUCACAUUUUGACUAGUAUAUUGCAACUAAAAUACAGAAUUUCUUUUCAUAGUGCUAAAUAAUUGUGCAAAAACCCUAUACAUAACUGAUAAGUGGUUUCAUUUGAAACUUUGCUUUAACUAUAUUGAUUUAAAGUUAAAGCGUGACGAUUUACUUCUCUGUUUUUUUCAAUUGCUACCAUUUUGUAAUUUUGUAUUUCACUCAUUGUAAUCUGAUGUGCCCAGUCAUUUUAUUGAAAUUGCCUAUAUGUCAAUUGAACAACACAUUUGUAGGAGCCUGUUAGAAACACUUUUGGAGGAACGUUUCAAAAUAAACCUCCCACAAUAUUUG